UUCCCUCUUCUCCCCCUCGCGGACGCCUUCGCUCUGGUUGGAAGGUUUCGAGAAACUCCCCGGCUCGAGGAGAUCAGGAGCGAGAGGAUGAUGGGAGGGCGCGCGCUGCUGCUGCUGCUCGUCUCGGCGCUGCUCGUUCAGAUCCGCGCCUCCGACCCGCUGCUGUACGAGUCGUUCGACGAGGACUUCGAGGGGAGGUGGGUCGUCUCCAAGAAGGACGAGUACCAAGGUGUGUGGAAGCGUGCCAAGAGUGAUGGGCAUGAGGACUAUGGCCUCCUUGUUAGUGAGAAGGCCAGGAAAUAUGCCAUAAUCAAGGAGCUUGAUGAGCCAGUUACUUUGAAGGAUGGCACAGUAGUCCUGCAGUUUGAAGUAAGGCUCCAGAAUGGCCUUGAGUGUGGAGGUGCAUAUAUUAAGUACAUCCGCCCUCAGGAGUCCGGAUGGGAUGCCAAGGAGUUUGAUAACGAGACUCCAUACACUAUCAUGUUUGGUCCAGACAAGUGUGGGUCAACCAACAAGGUGCAUUUCAUCCUUAAGCACAAGAGCCCCAAGACUGGAAAGUAUGUCGAGCAUCACCUCAAGUUCCCACCUUCAGUCCCAUAUGACAAGCUCUCUCAUGUCUACACGGCUAUCUUGAAGCCUGACAAUGAGGUGAGAAUUUUGAUCGAUGGGGAGGAAAAGAAGAAGGCAAACUUCCUGUCUGCUGAUGAUUUUGAGCCAGCGCUCAUCCCACCCAAGACCAUUCCAGACCCUGAUGACAAGAAGCCAGAGGACUGGGAUGAGAGAGCUAAAAUCCCUGAUCCGAAUGCAGUGAAGCCUGAUGACUGGGAUGAGGAUGCCCCGAUGGAAAUUGAGGAUGUGGAAGCCACCAAGCCUGAGGGAUGGCUGGAUGAUGAGCCUGAGGAGAUUGAUGAUCCUGAGGCAAGCAAGCCUGAGGACUGGGAUGAUGAGGAGGAUGGUGAAUGGGAGGCACCAAAGAUUGACAACCCUAAGUGCGAAGAGGCACCUGGAUGUGGCGAGUGGAAGAGGCCAAUGAAGCAGAACCCAGCUUACAAGGGCAAGUGGCAUGCACCCCUGAUUGACAACCCCAACUACAAGGGAAUCUGGAAGCCUCAGGAGAUCCCCAACCCUGAGUACUUUGAGCUUGACAAGCCCGACUUUGAUCCAAUUGCUGCUAUUGGAAUUGAGAUCUGGACGAUGCAGGAUGGCAUCCUGUUUGACAAUAUUUUGAUUGCUGAUGAUGAGAAGGUUGCCACCUCCAUCCUUGAGAAGACCUGGAAGCCCAAGUACGAAGUUGAGAAGGAAAAGGAGAAGGCUGAGGAGGCUGCUGCUGCAGCAGAUGGUCUUUCUGAGUUCCAGAAGAAGGUUUUUGACAUCCUAUACAAGAUUGCUGAUGUUCCAUUCUUGGCACCCUACAAGACCAAGAUCAUUGAUGUGAUUGAGAAGGGAGAGAAGCAGCCCAACAUCACUCUUGGCAUUUUGGUUUCGGUUGUCGUCGUCUUUGUGACCGUGCUCUUCAGGAUCCUGUUCGGUGGCAAGAAGCCUGCGGCUCCUGUGAAACCUGCAGUUGAGGUGAAGAAGCCCAAGGCCACUGAGACUGACGGUGCUGGAAGCAGCGGCGACAAGGUGGAGAAAGAGGACGAGAAGGAGGAAACCGCAGCGCCACGCCGGAGGUCCCGGAGGGAGACAUAGACUCGAGUCUUAUUUUUGACGUGUUUGGCCAUUCUGGCCCCUGCUUUUUUUGAGAACUCGCCUCUUAAUAUUUUGAGUGUAUAAUAGGAGCGUCAUGUCACCUCUGCUGCUUCCCAGCUGAUGAUUUGUUGUUUACAUGGUUAGACCACCAGGACCCUUCACGAGCAGUAGAAGUUAGUUGGUGUCGGUCGUUUGUGUGCUGUGCCUGACAUUUAUAAUCACUUGAAUCAGAUAGAGGUGAUUGUUUUCUGGUAGAUCAAACGAAGGAACAUUUCAGAUUUUGCAA
Panicum hallii is the source of this 1975-nucleotide messenger RNA. RefSeq names its product calnexin homolog. NCBI's taxonomy places the organism in Eukaryota, Viridiplantae, Streptophyta, Magnoliopsida, Poales, Poaceae. The record is from RefSeq and is a predicted model, not a curated record. The transcript has 6 exons. Bases 88 to 1689 code for a protein of 533 amino acids. Gene Ontology annotation, biological process: protein folding. Gene Ontology annotation, molecular function: calcium ion binding. Gene Ontology annotation, cellular component: endoplasmic reticulum membrane; endoplasmic reticulum.